Molecule: messenger RNA, 659 nt
Organism: Lucilia cuprina (Australian sheep blowfly)
Lineage: Eukaryota; Metazoa; Arthropoda; Insecta; Diptera; Calliphoridae
Product: nucleoside-triphosphatase THEP1
Exons: 2
Coding region: 63-629 (188 amino acids)
Molecular function (GO): ATP hydrolysis activity
Source: RefSeq, a predicted model, not a curated record
ACGGUUUUCAUAUUUUAUAGAUUCAUUUCAGACGUUAAUUUCUUUUUUUUAAUUUCGUAAACAUGACAGAACGCUUCGGUUUAAUAUUGCUAACAGGUCCACCAGGAGUUGGAAAGACAACCCUAGUUCGUAAAAUUUGUGAGGAUCUACGUAAUAAACAUAAAAUCGUUUGUCAUGGUUUCUAUACGGAAGAAGUGCGAAAUCCAAACAGCAGGGAACGCAUUGGAUUCGAUGUCGUUACAUUAAAUGAAAAAAGGGGCCAUCUAGCCAGAUCUGACAAUACGAAAAAGAUAGGACCAUUUGUGGGCAAAUACCAAGUAUAUGUUAAAGAUUUUGAAGAACUUGCUUUACCAUUACUAUGUAGUAGUACCGAGAGAGAUUUACUAGUUAUUGAUGAAGUGGGAAAAAUGGAGUUAAAAAGUAGAAAGUUUGAAAUGGCAGUACAAAACUGUAUAAUGAAGACAUUUAUAUUGGCAACAGUUCCAUAUGAAUUAAGACAACCUUUGCCCCUGAUAGACACACUAAAAAAUCAUCCCAAAGCGCAAAUCAUUGUUGUUACAAAGGAAAAUAGAAAUAGUUUACAGGACGAAAUUGUAAAUAAAAUUUUGCAAUUAAUAAAAAAUAAAUAACAAUAUUAAAAAUAGAAUCUGUACUACACU